AUGAGGCACUUGAGGCAUCUAUUUUUGGGAUUACUUCAUGAGAGCGUUGGAGGUGAAAAAUUGAAAUUGGAAGGGGUGAAUGAGUUGGAGAUGAUAACUGGGUUCAACAGUUUGGUUGAUGACAUCACUCAUCUUCUUAAAUUGCCGAAGCUCCGAGUAUUGGAAGGAAGAAUUUUUUAUGAAGAAUGUUUGUCAAUGAUUGUUGAUCACAUCUUAAAUCAUCAAGAACAAUUUCGCGACGUAAACCUUAAUAUUUACAUGGGUGUUAAUAUGGAUUCGGAAGAUGGCUCAACUCUUCUCAAAAGAAUUGCAGCUUGGGAUACAAGGAUUGAGGAAGACCCAAUGAAAACACUAGAUAAGCUUCCCAUGUUAAGAGUUGUUCGCUUAAGGCGCAAUCCAUAUGUGGGCAGAGAGAUGGUUUGUGAGGCAACUGGAUUUCCUCAACUCAGAGGCUUUCCUUGA
Sesamum indicum (sesame) is the source of this 462-nucleotide messenger RNA. Its product is annotated as putative disease resistance protein At1g59780. NCBI's taxonomy places the organism in Eukaryota, Viridiplantae, Streptophyta, Magnoliopsida, Lamiales, Pedaliaceae. The record is from RefSeq and is a predicted model, not a curated record.